AUCAGAGCGCGACUCUUCAGCGUUGUUUGUGUGUCUACGCAGUUUGUACGCUGUGGGGAUUUAAUGGAAAUUUCCACUGCUUUUGAACGAUCAAAAACACUUAUCUAAAUUAAUUUAAGCCUAUAUGUCGCUUUCUAAACGGGAUCCGGAUACUUCGAGGUGGAAAUAGAAUCGGAUUGGUGUAAUCUGCGUCCGUGCAGCCGCACUUUGACUGUGUAACUCUGCUCUUCAGCAGUGACUCAUAACAGAGGUGUAACUGUCGUCAGAAAUAAUCACUAAACUAUCCGUGAUGGAGUAUCACAGUGUGGGGCCCGGGGGUGUUAUGGUCUCGGGUAGUAAUGUACCCGCGUUUCUGACCAAACUCUGGACGCUGGUGGAGGAUCCGGACACAGACCCGUUGAUCUGCUGGAGUCCUAGCGGCAACAGCUUUCAUGUGUUCGACCAGGGCAGGUUUUCCAAAGAGGUUCUGCCGAAAUAUUUUAAGCACAAUAACAUGGCCAGUUUUGUUCGCCAGCUCAAUAUGUAUGGUUUUCGGAAAGUUGUCCACAUUGAGCAGGGUGGGCUGGUAAAACCAGAGAAAGAUGACACCGAAUUCCAGCAUCCAUAUUUCAUCCGGGGACAGGAGCAUCUGCUGGAGAACAUCAAGAGGAAAGUCACAACGGUGUCAAAUAUUAAACAGGAGGACUUCAAGUUGAGCACUGAAGAAAUGUCUAAAAUGAUCACAGAUGUCCAGCUCAUGAGGGGCAAGCAGGAGUCAAUUGACUCCAAAAUCAGCACCCUCAAACAUGAGAAUGAGGCGCUCUGGAGGGAAGUUGCCACUUUGAGACAGAAACAUUCUCAACAGCAGAAAGUCGUCAAUAAGCUCAUCCAGUUCUUGAUCACACUGGCACGGUCCAACAGAGUCCUGGGAGUGAAACGAAAGAUGCCCCUGAUGUUGAAUGAUGGCAGCUCCACACACUCCAUGCCCAAAUACUCUCGGCAGUACUCGCUCGAGUCGUCUCCCACUCUCUCUCCCUCCUCUACAGCUUUCACAGGAACGGGUGUCUUCACCUCAGAAUCACCUGUCAAUACGGGGCCAAUCAUCUCUGAUAUCACUGAACUGGCGCAGUCCGACCCUGUGGCCACAGAGGAGUGGGUCGAAGAUAGAACAAGCCCAUUGGUCCACAUCAAGGAAGAGCCAUCUAGCCCCGCCCACAGUCCUGAGGUGGAGGAGGUGUGUCCUGUUGAAGUGGAAGUGGAGGCGGUAUCAGGCGUACCUGUGGACACGCCCCUUUCCCCCACAACCUUCAUCAACUCCAUCCUCCAGGAGAGUGAGCCCGUCACUGCCCCGACCCCGCCUCCCAACGACCAGAAGUGUCUGAGCGUGGCCUGCUUCGACAAUUAUCCUCAGAUGUCUGAGAUCUCUCGCCUUUUCUCUGGCUUCUCCACCUCGUCUCUACACCUCAGGCCUCAUAACGGGACAGAACUAAGUGAUCAUCUAGAGACCAUUGACUCUGGAUUAGAAAACCUUCAGCAGAUCCUCAAUGCUCAGUCCAUUAACUUCGACACCUCGUCUUUCUUUGAUAUUUUCACAUCAUCUUCAGCUGAUGUGGAUCUGGACAGCCUGGCUAUUAUCCAGGACCUUCUGUCACCUGAACCUAUGAAAGAAACUGAAUCUGGUGCGGACAGUGGAGAUUCAGGCAAGCAGCUGGUCCAGUACUUGUCUCAGCCCGUGAUUCUUCCUGACCCUGUCAGCACUGAAACCACUGGCGCCGACCUGCCCACCCUCCUGGAGCUGGAGGGCGACUCGUAUUUCGGGUCAGAACCAGCUGAAGACCCGACCAUCUCUCUUCUUAACUUCCAGUCCCCCGUUCCUGAGGACCCCAAACUAUCAUAGAGAGAGCAGCUUUUAUAAAGGGAUUUAUGUCUGUGUGGGUUUUUUAAAAUGUGUUCUCUGCAUUUGUUUUUAUUUUUGGUCAUUUAACAUGUCAGAGCUAGCCAUCAGAUUGUUACUCUGGUAUUGCUCUUCACUUUUAGUCUGGGAAAAAUCACAAAAAGAGAAUUCAGUUUUCCUUCAAAACCCUCCGUCAUGGAGUUAAAUAUAAAGUUAGCUUUUAUUUGUUGGUUCGGUAGUUUCUGCUCGGCAAUGAGAAAACCUCAAACUAAAUGUGUAGUGCUGCAGAUGUAAAUCUAAAUUUAUCGCCCAUGCUUUGUGUGCGUACCUUUUAUUUAUCUGGAUUGGGUUUGCAUCUAUGCUAAGUGAUUCUCUUGCAGUCUGUCACCACUGCGGAACUUCACAAACCUCAAGUUUGGCUUGUUGUACGUGCAUUUUUCUGCUAUUCUGGUUGUCAUUAUUUGAUCUAAUUAUGAUGCGAUGACCCCCCAGAUUGUUCUAUUGGACACCUAGCUCUCAUAAGUAUGCCAAGUAUUCAUCUUCAGGAAUAUUUUCUUUGCAGUAUAUAUUAAAAUGCUGGUUAAAGCAAAAAAA
This is a messenger RNA of Cyprinus carpio (common carp), 2467 nucleotides long. It is a transcript of the gene hsf1, whose product is annotated as heat shock transcription factor 1. Gene Ontology annotation, molecular function: DNA-binding transcription factor activity; sequence-specific DNA binding. Gene Ontology annotation, biological process: regulation of DNA-templated transcription. The record is from RefSeq and is a predicted model, not a curated record. Lineage: Eukaryota; Metazoa; Chordata; Actinopteri; Cypriniformes; Cyprinidae.